Molecule: messenger RNA, 2588 nt
Organism: Echinops telfairi (small Madagascar hedgehog)
Lineage: Eukaryota; Metazoa; Chordata; Mammalia; Afrosoricida; Tenrecidae
Gene: RAD17
Product: RAD17 checkpoint clamp loader component
Exons: 17
Coding region: 138-2198 (686 amino acids)
Biological process (GO): DNA damage checkpoint signaling; DNA repair; mitotic DNA replication checkpoint signaling
Cellular component (GO): nucleus; Rad17 RFC-like complex
Molecular function (GO): DNA clamp loader activity; chromatin binding
Source: RefSeq, a predicted model, not a curated record
GUUGCUCAAACACCAGCAGCGGUGCCCGUGUACCUCCGCUCCUCUCUGCCCACGAGGGGAUGCAGUUCUCAGAAAGUGAAGUAUAUUUUAAUGUACUAUAGAUUACAUACGACGGAUGGGAACUAUCAAAGUUUAUAAUGUCAAAAACUUCUCUUAGACCAAAGCUAUCUUCCACAAAGGUGGCAGACUGGGUAGACCCAUCAUUUGAUGACUGCUCAAAGGAUACAAGCAUCUCUGCCAUUGCUGCUUCGUCAUUGGUUGUGAAUAACUCCAUUCAUAGAAGAAAAUGUAUGCCUUCCACAGUAGGAAAUAGCCCAUUUCCAGCUAGAAAAAGAGGAAAGCUGUCCUCCUCGAAACAGACUCGUGGUCUAGAAAAUUCAAAAGAAUCUCUGCCUGAAAGUGUGCCAUGGGUGGAUAAAUAUCAGCCAGAAACUCAGCAUGAACUUGCUGUUCACAAAAAGAAAAUUGAAGAAGUUGAAACCUGGUUAAAAGCUCAAGUCUUAGAAAGGCAGCCAAAACAGGGUGGGUCUAUUUUAUUAAUCACAGGUCCUCCUGGAUGUGGGAAGACAACAACUCUAAAAAUUCUAUCAAAGGAGCUUGAUAUUCAAAUACAGGAGUGGAUUAAUCCUGUUUUACCUGACUUCCAAAAAGAUGAUUUCCCGGAGAUGUUUAACGUUGAACCAAGCCUUCACGUAUACUCUUACCAGUCUCAGAUGACAAUUUUUAAAGAAUUUUUGUUAAGAGCCACUAAGUAUAACAAACUGCCAAUGCUUGGAGAGGAUAUGAGAACUGAUAAGAAGAUAAUUCUUGUUGAAGAUUUACCUAACCAGUUUUAUCGAGAUUCUAAAAUUUUACAUGAAGUUUUAAGGAAUUAUGUACAGAUUGGUCGAUGUCCUCUUAUAUUUAUAAUCUCUGAUAGUCUCAGUGGACAUAAUAAUCAAAGGUUACUGUUUCCCAAAGAAAUUCAAGAAGAGUGUUCUAUAUCAAAUAUCAGUUUUAAUCCUGUGGCACCAACAAUUAUGAUGAAAUUUCUUAAUCGAAUAGUGACAGUAGAAGCUAAUAAGUUUGGAAGAAAAAUUGCUGUUCCUGAUAAAGCUUCCCUGGAGUUGCUUUGUCAAGGAUGUUCUGGUGAUAUCAGAAGUGCAAUAAACAGCCUCCAGUUUUCUUUUUCAAAAGGAGAGAACAAUCUAUGGCUAAGGAAAAAAGGAUUGUCAUCAUUAAAAUCAGAUCCUGCGCUAUGCAAAUGGAAACAGAAGGAAAAACUUGACCAAGCAGUGGGAAAUCAAGACGUCCAAGCUAUUGGCGGCAAGGAUGUUUCUCUCUUUCUCUUCAGAGCUUUGGGAAAAAUACUGUACUGUAAAAGAGCACCUUUAGCAGAAAUGGACUCACCUCGGUUGCCUUCUCAUUUGUCAGAGUAUGACCGGGAUACAUUAGUUAUUCAACCUGAGGAAGUAGUAGAAAUGUCACACAUGCCAGAAGAGUUCUUUAAUUUAUAUCUUCAUCAAAACUACGUGGAUUUCUUCGUGGAAAUAGAUGAUCUUGUGCGAGCCAGUGACUUUCUUAGCUUUGCAGACACCCUCAGUGGCAACUGGAAUACACGCUCUUUACUCAGGGAGUAUAGUACAUCGGUAGGAACGCGAGGCGUGAUACAUUCUAACAGAGCCCGAGGAUUUGCUCACUGCCAAGCAGGAGGAUCAAGUUUUCGACCCUUGCACAAACCCCAGUGGUUCCUAAUAAAUAAAAAGUAUCGAGACAAUUGCCUGGCAGCAAAAGCACUUUUUUCUGACUUCUGCUUACCAGCCUUAUGCCUCCAAACUCAACUGUUACCGUACCUUGCUCUGCUGACUAUUCCUAUGAGAAAUCCAGCACAGAUUUCUUUUAUCCAAGAUAUUGGAAGGCUUCCUCUGAAGCGACACUUUGGAAGAUUGAAAAUGGAAGCCUUGACCGACAGAGAGCAUGGAAUGAUAGACCUUGACAGUGGAGAUGAAGUCCAGCUGACCGGAGGGCAGCCUACCGAGGAAACUCUGGGUGAACCUCCUCAGCCCUCAGAAGCCUCAGCCUGGUCUCUUCCUUUGAGUCAGAAUAGUGGGAGUGAACUGCCUGCCAGCCAGCCUCAGGCAUUUUCAGCCCACGGAGAUGUGGAAGACCAUGACGAUGAUGACAUGAUCAUAGAAGACUAUGAGAGUGAUGAGACAUAGGACCCAGGCUGCCAGUCAGAUUGCUACUUGAAAAUUGGUUUUAGUUUCAUUCAGUGUACUGUGAACAAAGUUGACACACAUUUCAGGUGAAUUAGACACUGUUCAUCCUUCGCUCUUUGCCCAGAACUUCAGCACAAAACUGACUCUGUCAUCCUGACAUAAAAAGGUCAAGCCUUCAAAUAACUUCAAUUUUCUCGUAUUUAUUUAGUCCUGUGAGUGUUGUAGAGAGGAGAUCAAUGUGUGUGAAAUGUGUUUGAGCAUUAAGCCAAGUAAUCAGAAAAUGUGAAGGAAUGGUUCAGAACAUGAAAACUUUUACAGGAAGUUGUAAAUAUGAAUUAUAAAGUUGAGGCUGCAUUUAUGAGUGUAAAUAAACGCCGUGCCUUAUUUACA